Messenger RNA from Penicillium digitatum Pd1, 1113 nucleotides. Its product is annotated as TauD/TfdA dioxygenase family protein. The record is from RefSeq and is a predicted model, not a curated record. NCBI's taxonomy places the organism in Eukaryota, Fungi, Ascomycota, Eurotiomycetes, Eurotiales, Aspergillaceae. Gene Ontology annotation, molecular function: oxidoreductase activity.
AUGGCCAUGCUACCACUUACCGUCCGCCCACUUCAACAUCCUCCGGGCUCAAGCAUUGAUUUCGGUGUUGAGAUCGAAGGUGUUGAUUUAGAAAAACUCACUGAGGAGCAGUUUGAGACGAUUCGGAAGGCCCUCUACGAGUAUCACGUCGUGGUGUUCAAACACCAGCAAGGGCUAUCACCUAAAGCCCAGUAUGAGCUGACUAAGCGCUUUGACCCAGUAUCUGACAACUAUGGACAUGGCAAGACCAUCGAUGUGAAAAGAAGCAUUCUUCAUCCUGAUCUCAAGACUAUCCCUCAUCAGCCACAAGUGCAGGUGAUUGGAAAUGGACACAUUGAUUCGUACGAAGGUCUCAAAGACAUCACAUUACGUCAUCCUCACCACCGGACAUUUCACCAAGAUCACAUCCCGGACGAGAAGGACUAUGAAUUCACCCGGUUCUAUCGCUGGCAUAUCGACGCUGCGCUUUACGGCUUGUACCCGCCCCAGGUGACAACGCUAAUGGCUGUCAGCGUGCCCAAAGGCCGCCGACAGACAUUACUGUAUGAUGAUGGAACCGGAGAAAAAAUGGAUGUACCACUUGGCACAACUGCGUUUGUUAGUGGCGAGCGGAUGUUCGAACUUCUUUCGCCCGAAGACCAGGCGUUUGUGAAGACGAGCAAAAUAGAAUAUGCCCCACAUCCGUAUAUUUGGAUGAGCCAAGCCCAUUCCCGAUCCACGGGGCUCGGUAUACACUCAGAAGGCCUUGAGUUAUCCGACUCGGAACUGCCGCCUAUUGACCCUAGUAAGAUUAUGGUCUUCCCAAUGACCUGGAAAAACCCAGUGACGGGCAAAUUGGCCUUGCAGAUUCACCCCUCUGCCGUGCGCCGUAUUCACUGCGCCGAUGGAUCCACGAUCGAUGACUUGGCCCGUGUGCGAGACAUUGUCUAUAACUUGCAGCGGCCGGCCAUCAGUCCUCAGUAUGUGUAUCCGCAUGACUGGGAAGAUAACGACUUGGUGUUGUUCAACAAUCGUGGCGUACUACAUUCUGUGGUUGGUGCGUUCAAGCCUGACGAGGUGCGAUUGUUCCGUCAAUGUAACUUGGCAGCUUCGGAGCCUCCAGUUGGACCUUAG